This is a messenger RNA of Solanum lycopersicum (tomato), 849 nucleotides long. RefSeq names its product putative invertase inhibitor. Lineage: Eukaryota; Viridiplantae; Streptophyta; Magnoliopsida; Solanales; Solanaceae. The record is from RefSeq and is a predicted model, not a curated record. Gene Ontology annotation, molecular function: enzyme inhibitor activity.
AUGGGUAAAAACAAGUUUCUCGGUUCAUGUCAAAAACAUGAAGCAUUUUUCCUGUUUCUCUCUUUAUUUAACCUAACAUUCUAUGGCUCCACAGCCCAGAAUUUGAUCCAACCAACUUCAUCGCUACAAGCUGCUCCGGCGAGUCAACGUGCUACUCUCCCUGGCAUUGGAAUGACUUCAAUUAGAUUAGUUCAAUACAAUGUUAGUGAUACGAUGAGUCACGUUAAGAUGCUACUAUUGAAGGAUAAGCAAUUGGAUUCUCAUAAUACGAGUUGCUUGAAGGCUUGUUUAGAGGUUUAUUCCAACGCGAUCGCAAGUAUCAAGCAUGCUACGAAGAGUUAUAAUACGAAGCAAUAUUAUGAUGCGAAUAUACAAAUAAGUGCAGUUAUAGCUGACGCUACGACAUGUGAAGAUGGGUUUAUGGAGAAACAAGGUGGUGUCUCACCGUUAACUAAGAGAAAUGACAAUACUAUUCAAUUAUCUUCCGUCGCACUUUCUGUUGUGAACUUUAUGUUUUACAAUAGAUCAAUGGAAUUCAAAUUAACACGUUAAUGUCAUAUGUAUAAUAUGAUCUUUGAAUUACAACACUUUAUGGAUUUUGAUUGAGUUGGAUCUGAUGGGAACCGAAACCUUUGUUAGUUACCGAUUCGAGUAUGUUUGUGGUGCAAUGACUGAGGUUGUUUAUUUCGUAAUAGUUUCUCUUUCCAGCUCAAAAUAAGUUGUGUAAUGUUAUAUAUCGUUUAUAAUCCUCCCCUCCUCACAUUGCUAGUCGAUUUAAUUAUGAAACGUUCAAAAAAUCUGAUUAAAUGUAAGGUUGAAAAAAUUGCUAAGAGAAAUAAUUUUUCUUUA